Molecule: messenger RNA, 153 nt
Organism: Prunus armeniaca (apricot)
Lineage: Eukaryota; Viridiplantae; Streptophyta; Magnoliopsida; Rosales; Rosaceae
Source: the annotation of a GenBank genome assembly
AUGGGGACCACUUCAGGACAACAGUUCCUAUCAGAGGAUGGAUUACCGUACGGUAUGCCAAGUGGAGCAAGCCCCGCGCUGCACCCUAGCACUCCCUUCGGUAAUCCACCUGCGCUUCAGACCACGGUCGAAGCGGAGCUUUGGCUCAGAUGA